This is a messenger RNA of Melopsittacus undulatus (budgerigar), 823 nucleotides long. RefSeq names its product glutathione S-transferase Mu 5-like. The record is from RefSeq and is a predicted model, not a curated record. The coding region runs from base 36 to 695 and encodes 219 amino acids. Gene Ontology annotation, biological process: glutathione metabolic process. The transcript is spliced from 8 exons. Gene Ontology annotation, molecular function: glutathione transferase activity. Lineage: Eukaryota; Metazoa; Chordata; Aves; Psittaciformes; Psittaculidae.
GUGGGGGGGGGCACGGGAGGCGUGGACGUGCGGCCAUGGCGGUGCUGGGAUACUGGGAUAUCCGUGGGCUGGCCCAUGCCAUCCGCCUGCUGCUGGAGUACACAGAGACCCCCUAUGAGGAGAAGAUCUACAGCUGCGGGGAAGCUCCUGACUAUGACAAGAGCCAAUGGAUCAAUGAGAAGGAGAAACUGGGCCUGGACUUCCCCAAUCUCCCCUACUUCAUCGAUGGGAAGGUGAAGCUGACGCAGAGCAACGCCAUCCUGCGCUACAUCGCCCGCAAGCACAAGAUGUGUGGGGACACGGAGGAGGAGAUGCUGCGCGUGGACGUGCUGGAGAACCAGGUCAUGGAUUUCCGCAUGAGCCUGGUCAUGGUCUGCUACAACCCUGACUUUGAGAAGCUCAAGCCAGGAUACCUGGAGCAGCUCCCGGGGAAGCUCAAGCUCUUCUCCAGCUUCCUGGGUGACAGGAAGUGGUUUGCGGGCGAGAAGCUCACCUUCGUGGACUUCCUGAUGUUCGAUGUUCUGGACCAGAACCGCAUCUUUGAGCCCAAGUGCUUGGAGCCCUUCAAGAACCUCAAGGAUUUCAUGGACCGCUUUGGGGCCCUGGAGAAGGUGGCUGCCUACAUGAAGUCCAACCGCUUCCUGAAGAUGCCCAUCAACAACAAGAUGGCCAAGUGGGGCAACAAGAAGGAGUAGGGGGGCUCAGUGUGGGGCUGGGGGGGGGGGGUCCUCACUCGACCUGCCCCCUCCCAUGGGGGGCAGAGCUGCCUUGAGGUUCUCCAUCUCAAUAAAGUGCUUUCAUUGUGACACCCUGAGCCCCACAA